Silurus meridionalis is the source of this 4265-nucleotide messenger RNA. RefSeq names its product forkhead-associated (FHA) phosphopeptide binding domain 1 (gene fhad1). The transcript has 28 exons. NCBI's taxonomy places the organism in Eukaryota, Metazoa, Chordata, Actinopteri, Siluriformes, Siluridae. The coding region runs from base 413 to 4153 and encodes 1246 amino acids. Gene Ontology annotation, molecular function: protein binding. The record is from RefSeq and is a predicted model, not a curated record.
AUUUAUGCUGCAGUCUCACUCCAAAGAAUCCUUAUACUUUUGUACUCUUCAGGAUGUGGGAAUUGUUGAACGCGAAUCACUGUGCUGUGUUAGGCUUCAUUUAACCAUUACUGUACACCUGUCGGCGUGUUUAACAGUGUUCCAGUGGAUGUACUGCGCCCCUAGUGGUCUACUGUUGUAAGUAUGCUGGGUACCGCUAUGGGCGUAUUCAAGCUACGGUGGGCGGGGUUUUAAUAACAGUGUUGCCAUGACGACAGUAUACACUUCACCUCGAUUCCCCCAGGUUUCAGACAGUGGAGAUAUUUAAACUGUUCUUGUUUUCACUGAGGGAAUUCUAUGCUGAUAUAAGAUGACCUAAAUCUAACAGUGUUGAAGUGUAUUCUCUGUUUAUUGUGAGGAAGAGCUUCAUAAAAUGAGAGGAUAUCUUAAAACUUUAAACUGGAUGUUUAAACUUCAGCCCAAGAGCACUACGGUGGGAAGACACAGGGAUUCAGAUCUCUGCCUCCAGAAUGGCGGUGUGGAUGAACACCAUGCUACUAUUGAAUGGAAUGAGAUAAAGCAUUGCUAUGUUCUUACUGACCUAAACUCUGCCCAUGGCACUUAUGUCAAUGACUGUCAAAUACACAAUGCAACAGUGUGUCUUACACCAGGAGAUGAGUUACACUUUGGCUACGGAGGUUCAGCCUACAAGCUCUUAGUGGAUCCUGCAGUUCCACUCCCAGUUCUGCCUAACCAGUCUAACGGUUCUCCAGCUGGAGUAAGAAAUCAUGCUGUGCCUUCUUCUGCUACUCCCCGUCCUCCUUGCAAACCUCGGCCUGCAAGUGUAGGACCUAAACGUAGCAGUUUGGGCACAAAUGUGUCAGAGUGCACUGUCUCGUCUCAUAGACCAGGAAGUGGGCCCAGCAGCAUAGGAAAAGGUCUUAUUUUUAAAAAUGCAAGCUGUCAAAACAUGCAGGACUUAUUACACGACAAGGAAGAAUGCUGGGCAAGGUGUAAGGAGGAACAGAGUGGUGUGCUGGGGUCUCAGAGUGAAGUUUAUAGGAAGGAGUGUAUGAUCUCAGCCUUGAAGGAGGAGGUGUCAGCACUCCGGCUACAGCUCUCUCAGAACAACCAGAAUGACCCAGACAUCAAAUAUAAGCUGCACAACCUAGCCAGAGACAUCCAGGAAAAAAAAGAAGAGAUCCAACAGCUAAAGGAGCAGAUGAUGGAGAUGAGUGCAAGAACUGGUGAACUAAAUAACCAGGCAGUAGCAGAGAGAGAUCAUAGAAUCAGCAAUCUCCAAAAACAGCUUGAGAAGCUGAAGAGUGAAAGCAGAGAAUCAACAGCACAGAUCAACAGUGUGCAAAAGGAUCUGUUGGCUCGGGAGAAACAGGCAUUAAAACUGGCUGCUGAGGUCGACAGUCUCAGAAAAGAAGCAAGACACAAGGAUGCUCAGCUUAGUAACAUGGCAAAUAAGCUGUCAAAGCUGAAAGAGAUUGAAAAGCACCAGGAGGAGUUUCUUGCCAGGGAAAAAGAGGUGGAAUCCCUCAGAAAGACUGUGGAGCAGAUGGAUAUGACUCUGAGAGAGAAACACAAAGAAAUGAAUCAGCAAAAUGCGGAAAGAGACUUACUCAAACGUAGACUGGACCAAAAGACACAGGAGCAGAGUACUCUACAGUUUGAGAUGAGCAAACUGAAGCAGCAGCAGCAGCAAACACUCCAGAGAGAACAAAAAGCUCAAUCAGAACUAAGACACACACAAACAAGGCUUGAGAACAUUCGCAGUCAGAUCAUGAAACAUGUCCUUGUUACGUCAGAAACAGUUUCAGAGCAAGAGUUAUUAGAUCUUUUGUCAGAGUUAAGAAAACAGAAGGACAUGAAUAACUCCCGCGUGGAGGAACUAGAGCAAAAGCUAGAAGAACGCAAUGUGAACCAGAGGGUGGUUGAAGAAGAUACUGAGAAACUCAAGGCCAGACUUGCUGAAUUUCAGACUAAUGUACAAAAUGUAUACUUGUUGGAUGCCAUGCAGAGGCAAAUAUCUGCUCUCCAAAAUGAAAAUGUGUGUCCUGCAGUCAGUUGGGUUCAGGCACACACACUUUCUAUAGUGAGCACUCUACAUACACUCCUCGAAGACACAGCAGAUGCAAUGCUGGCAAUGGGAGUUGAGGUGUCAGAGAAGACUGGAGGAGUCUUGGGUGCUGUAAAAACUUUGUGCCAACAGUACAAGGAGGCCCAACUAAAGCUCAGGAGAUUACAGGCUAAGGAAAAACCAGCAAAGUUGGAGGACACCGUGAAACUGCAGCUGGAGAAAAUAAGCUCUGAUCUGGAUGCAGCCAAUAAAACUGAAGCUGUUUUACAUUCCGAAAUUGAGACUCUGGAGUUGAAGUGGCAUGCCAAGUUGGAGGUAGCAGAGAAAAUAGAAAUAGAACUGAGGGAGAAAGUUGGAGAAUUAGAGCUGCAAAAGGAGCAGUGGAGAGAGAAAGCAAAGGAGGGGGAGGUAAGAGAAGAUGAAUGGAGAAUAAGAGUAAAGGAGGCCUUGCAGAGAGGAACAGAGGAAGAGAGAGAAAGAUACAAAGUGGAGAUUGAGGAAUACAGAGAACAGGUGCGGCAACAUGCUCACACUAUCGUUGCCUUGGAGGAACAAAUGAGCUCAGCAAAGCAGAAAGCGAGAGAGAUGCAGGAACAGAGAGAUUCAGUAACACAACAGCUUAAAGAGGUGCUUGAUAAGAAGGAGGAUGUCAAACCCUGUGAGUCUUUAAUGCAACCAGAAGAGCUACAGCAGCUAAAACAGACUGUAACAUCCCUCAGGGCAUCACUUGAAGCUUCCCAACAUGAAGUGGUCAGGCAAGGGGAGGUCAUUACAUCUCUCAGUUGUGACCUGGCCCAUGCCCAUGCUCAACUCUCUGACAUCACAGGAGAACUAAGCGAACAACAGAAAAUUGAGUUGGAGGCACACAAAACUUUGGUAGUGGACCAGAGAAUGCAGCUGAGUAUGCUAACUGAGCUUCUCGAACAGAAAAAAGAAGAACUGAGGACAAUGACAGAGAAAUUGGGACAAGCAAAAGCAGAUUUGAAAGAAAGGACUAAGGACACAGGCCUUAUUCCUUUAACAACCCCAUACUGUAAGGACGUGGGCAUUAUGGUGAGUCCCAAACAUCAGCCUAAUCAAGUGUCUAAAUGCAAAGUUUGCCAUCAAAAAGAGCUGAUACAUCAGGGCAAAGCAAACCUGAGUGCAAUGAAAGAGAGAAUCAGUGCUGCAGAGCGGAAGUGGCCUUACAAGGUAUUGUCCCAGCAGAGGGAGCCACUGAAACAGAACCAAAAGAAACAAGCUCCAAAACAAAACUUCCUUCAGAGUGAGCCAUUAAAACAAGACCAAAAGAAACAAGCUUCAAAACAAAACUUCCUUCAGAGUGAGACAUUGAGUGGCUUUGCUUUCCCUGAGGCCCUGAGUGAAGCAGCACUGGAACGCACAGCAAGGCUGGACUUGUCUGAUGCUUUGGAUCUAAGUGAGAUGACAUAUGUGGAUCUGGCACGGUCUUUGUGUGAAGCUCUAGAGCUGAGCGAGUUGCAGCUUUCAGGAUGUGUUCCAUUGAAACACUUGCCACCAGAGGAGAGAGAGCACAUGGCCUCCCUCAGACAACAAGACUUGAAACUGUUACGACGCCAACUGGCCAUGCAGAACAACCUUGCCCAAAACAAAGCUCAGCUACUACAAGAGAGCCAGAGGGAGAUACAAACACUCAGCCUCUUUCCAUCUCACUCCUCUAGGGACAGCCAGGCCGCUGCGCAGCAGUUACAGAUUGAACUGAGUUCCGAGCUGGCUAAAAUGAAAUUAGAGACCAAUACGCUACGCCAGGCCCUAGAGGACACACAGACCCAGCUACAGCAUGGCACUAACCACAGGAAGAGAAUGGUUCUGAAAAUGGAAAAAGUGGAAGAGAGGAGUAGAAGAAUUGGGCAUCAUAACUGUAUACCAGAGAAUAACUUUGGCCGGGUAGCAGUCAUGAAGAGGUUGAGGAAGCAGGAGAGAAGACAGAAAGCAGAGGAUGAGAAGGACAUCUUGAUGAAUGGACACAAAGAACCGGAGAGCUGCAAAAUGGCUGCAGGGGUGGUUAGUGUGCAAGAGCAACAAAAAAGCAUUAAGCUCACUGAAGCUGACAUUAGUUCAGGUUAGGUCCUUAACAUGAAUGACUUUUAUAUACUUUACUUUUCUUUUGGCUUCUCCCAUUAGGGGUCGCCAUAGCGGAUCAUCCGCAUGUUUGAUUUGGCACAUGUUUUUACGCUGG